Messenger RNA from Puntigrus tetrazona (Sumatra barb), 1424 nucleotides. RefSeq names its product solute carrier family 66 member 2. Gene Ontology annotation, cellular component: trans-Golgi network; endosome. The coding region runs from base 426 to 1151 and encodes 241 amino acids. The record is from RefSeq and is a predicted model, not a curated record. The transcript is spliced from 5 exons. Gene Ontology annotation, biological process: phospholipid translocation; retrograde transport, endosome to Golgi. Lineage: Eukaryota; Metazoa; Chordata; Actinopteri; Cypriniformes; Cyprinidae.
GAAAUGAUGGAUUUAUGGCUGUUUUGGCAUUUCGUCUUAUUAUAACUCUUUAAUAUACAACUAUCGUUAUGUUGUUUGCAAAGAAAUCUUAUCGGUAUAUAAAAUCAAUUUUAUGUAAAUAAUAUUAUAAACAAUGAUUGUUAUUUUUUGUUUGUUUGUUUGUUUAUACAUGACACGUUUCAAAAGCUCGUGUUUGUGUUUAGGCCAGUAAAGCUGUUGAUCAAGUCGAAAUCUAAAUUAUUCCGAAAAAAAAGUCAUGUUAGCAUAGAUUACACAUUCUUGCAUCACAAACCUUUUCUUACAUCCUUUAAAGAGCAUUCAGACCCUCAGGAAACGCGUCUGUCCGAAAGGCUUGUGCUGAAUUGGGGAAAUGAUGCUGCAAAGGGAUGGGAGUAUAAAGACAGUGGUUUGAGAAGGACCGAGCGAUGGAGCAAGGGUCGGAGGAGAACAUGGAGAGCUCAUGGACUCUGCUCUCCUGGCUGGCUUCUGGAGUGAUGGUGUUCGGAGGUGCGGUUCCCUACGUCCCCCAGUACCAGGAGAUCCAGAGGACCAAUAACUCGGAGGGAUUCUCAACAAGAGUCUGUCUGGUGCUGCUCGUGGCUAAUAUACUUCGCAUUUUCUUCUGGAUAGGCAAGCAGUUUGAGCUGCCUUUGCUCCUGCAGAGCGUGGUGAUGAUCCUCACCAUGCUGGCUAUGCUACAUUUGUGCUGUUCCAUCCAGAGCAGCAACCGCGUCAGUACUAAACAGCACCACAUCACAGAUUUGGACCUUCGGUAUUUCUGGAGCUGGAGUUCUUUUGAGGACUAUCUGAUGUUCUGCUUUGCCUUCACGCUGCUGUGUGCUUUCGUAACGUUCCUCUUUCUGGACUGGGUCCUAUUUGUGGAGGCCCUGGGCUCUUUGGCCGUAAUGUUUGAAGCCAUGUUGGGACUGCCUCAGCUGCUGCAGAACUACAACAACCGCUCCACCCGAGGCAUGAGCAUAAAGAUGGUGCUUUUAUGGACAGCUGGUGACAUCUUUAAGACUGCGUAUUUCGUGAUCAAUGAAAGCCCCACUCAGUUCGUGGUCUGUGGUGCAGUACAGAUUUUAAUUGACAUUGCCAUUCUGCUCCAGGUGGGCUACUACAGCCAGGACACAAGAAUCAAACUGGGCUGAGAUCACUACAAUAAUGAUGGUGAUCAACACUUCUAAUUAUGGACAUUAAAUGUGCUACUUAUCUGCAAAACUAUGCUUUUAUAAAAAAAAAAAUAUAUACACAGGGUUCAAAAGUCUGAAACUGCUAGUGAAAACUGAUAUUCUUAUUAAAGACUUAGUAUUCAAUUAAUAAAUUGUUAAAAAUAAUAAAUAGUUUCAAUCUGUUGAACCCUGCCGGAUUAUAUAUAUAUAUAUAUAUAUAUAUAUAUAUAUAUAUAUAUAUAUAUAUAUAAA